AUGGAGACCAAAGAGUUAUUUGAAGCCGAUGCAUUCCUGAAAGAGAUUCAGGAGAUGGAACGACUCCUCCAAGAAUUCCGGAAGGCACACAGCAGCUUUGAAGAAGCUAACACAACCCAGGCUACGUUAGACUUAUCCGAACUUGAAAGCUCUGAUGACGAGACAGAGAGUGAUGAUUUGUUCGACGUCUAUGAUUCCGAAGAGUCGUUCUCUUCAGGCUCUGAAUCACCAGCUCAAAGACCCUUUGACCAUGGACCGGCCGUUUACGACCAGCACUGGCUAUCUUCGCAAAUGGAAGCUGUGGCUUUGCGGACUGGUUCAGCUAUGAGCUCGUCUGAUUUGUACUCUAACGUAUUGCAACUGCUGCAAUCUAGCGUAUCAGAUAUGGAGUUACAAUCUUCCUUGCCAGAUAUUCUAGGAUUCGAAGAGUUAGACCUUAUUGGAGAAUUGAUUGAACACCGGAAAAAAAUAAUCCUGCCCCCGACAGCACAGGCCAGAAAUGCCUCCAGUAACACUGCCAUUGAUGGUUUCCAUCUCCUGACACCGGACCAGCAAAGAGAGCGCCUUAAGCAAGCUGACUUUGCACACAAAACACAAGCUCUCGGGCCGAAACUGAUGCAGCCAGAGACUUACUAUCCUCAUGUUUACAAAAGCCACGAUGCAGGAAAUACGCUAAGCUUUACUGGAAAGAAAUAUGCCUUGCCUUUUGGUAGUGUAACGCAGGACUUCGAGAAACACUCGGAAGUCAGAGUACCUCCUAACCGCGUUGGCGCUGUUAGAUCUGACGCGGAACGAGUCGAUAUAAAGUCCCUAGAUGGCCUUUGCCGGAGAACUUUUGUCGGAUAUCAGAGUCUCAACAGGAUGCAGUCUCUUGUAUACCCAGUGGCCUACCAGACCAACGAGAACAUGUUGAUUUGUGCUCCGACUGGUGCAGGGAAAACGGAUGCUGCAAUGCUAACGAUCCUCAGCACCAUUGGGAAAAACUGCACUCCAUCUCCAUCCAUGACCCGAGGAGACGAGUUUCAAGUCAAUCUCUCUGACUUCAAAAUUGUCUAUGUCGCACCAAUGAAAGCCCUGGCUGCAGAAGUUGUAGUCAAAUUUGCGAAGCGUUUAUCUUGGCUUGGUAUUGAAGUCCGGGAACUAACAGGUGAUAUGCAUCUUACCAAGGCUGAGAUUUUGCGGACCCAAAUCAUUGUAACAACCCCAGAGAAAUGGGAUGUUGUUACAAGGAAGAGCACAGGCGAUAAUGAACUCGUUCAAAAAGUUCGUCUUCUUAUCAUCGACGAAGUACACAUGCUUCAUGACGAACGUGGACCUGUCAUAGAAACAUUAGUCGCCAGAACUCAGCGACAGGUUGAGGCCACCCAAUCUAUGAUUAGAAUAGUUGGGCUUUCCGCAACUCUACCUAAUUAUGUUGAUGUAUCAACCUUCCUAAAAGUUAACCCGCUCCACGGAUUGUUCUAUUUUGACCAAUCGUUCCGCCCAGUACCUUUGGAACAGCACUUUAUCGGCGUGAAAGGGAAACCAGGCAGUCGAACUUCCAACGAAAAUCUUGACCGAAUCGCAUGGGAGAAAGUUAAGGAGAUGCUUGAACUCGGACACCAAGUUAUGGUGUUUGUACAUUCUAGGAAGGACACGGUGAAAACAGCUAGGCUCCUAUAUGAAAUGGCUAUGGAUGAGCAGCGUACCGACUUAUUCGACAAUACAGAACACCCCAAGUACGAUAUUCUGAAGAAGGAUGUCGAUAAGGCCAAAGGCAGAGAACUUAAAGAAUUAUUCAAGAAAGGCCUUGGAGUUCACCAUGCAGGGAUGUUAAGAUCGGACCGGAACCUCAUGGAACGCCUAUUCUCAGAAGGCGUUGCUAAAGUCUUAUGCUGCACAGCUACUCUCGCCUGGGGUGUCAACUUGCCCGCCGCCGCCGUCGUUAUUAAAGGGACACAGGUCUAUAGCCCGCAGAAAGGUGGGCACGUAGACCUAGGUAUUCUUGAUGUUUUGCAGAUUUUUGGACGUGCAGGAAGACCCCAGUUUGAAAAGUAUGGUAUUGGUAUAAUAUGCACGACGCAUGACAAGCUCGCACACUAUCUAUCGGCUAUCACCCAGCAGCAGCCAAUUGAAUCCAGAUUUACUGAAAAACUUGUCGAUAAUUUAAACGCAGAAGUUUCCCUCGGAACCGUUACGUCAGUGGAUGAGGGUGUCCAAUGGCUUGGAUAUACAUACCUCUUCGUCCGUAUGAAAAAGAAUCCAAUGGCCUACGGCAUUGACUGGAGCGAAAUCCAACACGAUCCAAAUCUCGGAAAGAGACGACGAGACCUGAUCAUUAAGGCGGCCCGCUCCCUCCAGAAAACACAAAUGAUGAUAUAUGACGAUCGAACGGAGUCCCUCACCUCAAAAAACGUCGGCCGAAUUGCUUCAAACUACUACAUCCUUAGCACCAGUAUCGAAAUUUUUAAUACGAUGAUGAACCCUCUCGGAUCAGAAGCAGACGUGUUCAAAAUGCUAAGCAUGAGUGGUGAAUUCGACCAGAUAAAGUCUCGAGAUAAUGAAGCCAAUGAGUUAACUCGUCUUCAUGAAAACGAGUGCCCCUGCGAUAUAGAAGGCACAUUGGAUACGCCCCAUGGUAAAACCAAUGUUUUACUUCAGUCUUUUAUUUCAAGAUCCAACAUUGAAGAUUUUGCACUUGUCUCGGAUUCCGCAUACGUUGCGCAGAAUUCUGCUAGAAUAGCACGUGCCCUCUUCUUGAUGGCUCUUGAAAGGAAAUGGGGUUACCUUUGCCAGGUUCUGCUUUCCAUUUGCAAAUCUAUCGAAAAACGGCGAUGGUCAUAUGAACACCCUCUUUCACAAUUCGACCUCCCUCCGCAUAUCCUGAGGAACCUAACGGAGAAAGAAUCCUCAUCCUCGAUCCCGGCACUCCAGGAUAUGGACGCUCUAGAAAUCGGCGAACUGGUCCAUAACAAAAAGGUGGGUUAUGACAUAAAGCGGAUCGUCAAUAAUUUCCCGAUAGUGUCAGUAGAGGUGGAAAUAGCUCCUUUAAACCGAGAUGUCUUGAAGGUACACUUAAAUGUCAUUCCAGAAUUUGAUUGGAAUGACAGGCUCCACGGGGCAUCUGAAAGCUAUUGGAUCUGGGUUGAAAACUCGGAAACUUCUGAGAUAUUGCACUAUGAAUAUCUCAUAUUGAGUAAGAAGAAGUUUAGAGACGACCAUGAGAUAAACUUCAUGGUUCCGUUAACAGACCCCCUCCCCACUCAGUUGUAUGUCAGGUGCAUUUCUGAUAGAUGGCUUGGUGCGGAAACCGUCACUGCGACCUCUUUCCAACACCUCAUUCGGCCUGAUACUGAGUCCUUUUAUACCGAUUUGCUGAACCUGCAGCCGCUCCCGAUUUCAGCGUUGGGUAAUCCACUCGUCGAGGGGAUCUAUGGAACAAAGUUUCAAUACUUCAAUCCAAUGCAGACACAGAUAUUCCACACUCUCUACCACUCAAAAUCCAACAUUUUAUUAGGUUCGCCAACUGGCAGUGGCAAAACAGUGGCUUGCGAACUUGCCAUGUGGGCAGCCUUCCGCGAUAAGCCCGGUUCUAAAGUUGUGUACAUUGCUCCAAUGAAAGCUCUCGUAAAGGAGCGGGUCAAGGAUUGGAGAGCCCGCCUUGUUGGACCUAUGGGGAUAAAUUUAGUCGAACUGACGGGUGAUAAUACCCCUGAUACUCGGUCAAUAAGAAACGCUGACAUUAUCAUUACAACGCCGGAGAAAUGGGAUGGGAUCAGCCGUAGUUGGCAAACAAGAGACUAUGUGAGAAAAGUAUCUCUAGUGAUCAUAGAUGAGAUUCAUCUACUCGGAAGUGAUCGAGGUCCUAUUCUAGAGAUCAUUGUUUCCCGCAUGAACUACAUUGCAUCUCAAACCUCAAACCCAGUACGACUAAUGGGUAUGUCUACGGCUUGUGCCAAUGCUGCGGAUGUUGGUAAUUGGCUCGGUGUCAGGGAAGAAGGGCUAUUUAACUUCAGACAUUCUGUUCGUCCUGUUCCAUUGGAGGUGUAUAUUGACGGUUUUGCGGAGAAACAAGGAUUCUGCCCCUUGAUGGCAUCGAUGAAUCGGCCAGCUUUUUUGGCUAUCAAAAGUCACUCUCCAACGAAACCGGUUAUUAUAUUCGUUGCCUCUAGACGACAGACAAGAUUGACUGCGAAGGACCUGAUUGCUUUCUGCGGUUUAGAAGACAACCCACGAAGGUUUUUAAACGUCUCUGAAGAAGGUCUUAUCAGCAUUCUCAGUGGUGUUAGAGAUACACCUUUGAAGGAGGCACUGGCUUUUGGGAUUGGCCUCCAUCAUGCUGGUCUUGUUGAGAGCGAUCGUUUACUUGCCGAGGAACUGUUUCUAACGAACAAGAUCCAGAUCUUGGUAGCCACUAGCACGCUCGCAUGGGGUGUUAACCUGCCGGCCCACCUGGUCAUUGUGAAGGGGACUCAGUUCUUCGACGCAAAGACUGAAGCAUACAAAGACAUGGAUCUAACAGACGUGUUGCAGAUGUUGGGACGAGCAGGCCGGCCACAGUUUGAUACAAGCGGGAUCGCUCGUAUAUUCACACAGGAGGCAAAAAAGGCAUUUUACAAAUACUUCCUCCACACUGGCUUCCCGGUUGAGUCGUCAUUGCAUAAGGUUCUAGAUGACCAUUUAGGCGCUGAGGUUUCUGCAGGCACCAUUAAGUCCAAACAAGAUUCGUUGGAUUACCUGACCUGGACAUUCUUCUUUCGGAGACUCCACAAAAACCCCAAUUAUUACGGCUUGGAGAUUGCUGCGGAAGAUCAGCAGUCGAUAUCAGCACAAGAGGAAGCCAAUGAGUUCUUGGUAGGCUUGGUAGACAAUUCUGUGAAUGAGCUGCAGAAAUCGGGGUGUCUUGUAUCGCAUCCAACUGGUCGUCUUGAAUCAACUGCCUUGGGUAAAAUAUCUAGUUACUAUUACCUGUCACAUAAAACCGUCAGACAUCUUCUCAAAAAGGCCAAGAGGAUGGCUACUUUCGAAGAUUGCCUUCUCUGGAUGUCAAGGGCGGCUGAAUAUGAUGAACUGCCGGUUCGACACAACGAGGAUCUCGUUAAUGCUGAGCUGUCAAAGUAUCUGCCAUUUGAAGCAGGGCAGAUAGGCCUCCCAAUGUGGGACCCUCACGUGAAAGCCAAUUUGCUUCUGCAAGCCCAUAUGGCUCGUGCGGAGCUACCUAUCAGCGAUUACAAUCAAGAUACAAUAACCGUACUUGACCAAAGUAUACGUAUUCUCCAGGCGUCUAUAGACGUUAUGGCGGAACUCGGGAUAAUGUCUACGUGUCUCACGAUGAUGAACCUGAUGCAAUGCGUCAAGCAAGCGAGGUGGCCACAGGAUGGGCCUUUAUCCAUAUUACCUGGAGUAGCUCUUGAGAAUGAGCAGGUCCGGGUAGAAAGGAACGGUCAACAGCUGGCAAGUUUCGAAAAUUUUGAGGGUGUUCCACAAUCGAGGCUUGCAAGCUUAAUGAAGGAACUAGAUGUGGCGUCGAAUUACGAGAAACAGUUCUCAAGAGUCGCUUUAUCGCUACCAAAUCUUGAUAUUUCCGCUCACUCCGAGCUGACGGGGACCACAAUAACCGUCACGCUGACCCGGAAAAACGAACUCUUGGAUAGGGAAGGCCGAAUACACGCGCCGAAGUUUCCAAAAUCGCAAAGCGAAGGUUACUUUAUAUUGUUUGGAAGUGAAGAGACGGAUUCGGUGUGGGCAUUAAAGAGGGUCGGCUGGCCCUUGAAUAAUACGAACAAAGGUAAAGGUAAGGGAAGAUCUGCCGGCCGGUUAACGAUCAGUUUCACCCUCGAAGUCCCCGAAGCGGUCAGAACAAAUGAUUAUGAAGGUGGGGGUGGCUCCGGGAAGAUGGUGCUUUGGAUCGUUAGCGACGGAUAUCUUGGGAUGAGAUGGAAGGUGACCUUGUAA
This is a messenger RNA of Orbilia oligospora ATCC 24927, 5934 nucleotides long. RefSeq lists its product as uncharacterized. Bases 1 to 5934 code for a protein of 1977 amino acids. NCBI's taxonomy places the organism in Eukaryota, Fungi, Ascomycota, Orbiliomycetes, Orbiliales, Orbiliaceae. Gene Ontology annotation, molecular function: ATP hydrolysis activity; ATP binding; nucleic acid binding. The transcript has 13 exons. The record is from RefSeq and is a predicted model, not a curated record.